This is a messenger RNA of Caenorhabditis angaria, 486 nucleotides long. The record is from the annotation of a GenBank genome assembly. NCBI's taxonomy places the organism in Eukaryota, Metazoa, Nematoda, Chromadorea, Rhabditida, Rhabditidae.
AUGAUAUUCUCAAUUUUUCUGAUAAUUCUCCAAUUUUUCCCGAAAUUCUGUAAUUCUCAAGCAAUUACCGCUGGUGUUAUGUUUUUAAAAGCAGCUGACAAUGUGUUUGUAGAAAUUACGGAAAGAAAUGAGGCUCAUGAAAAUUAUUUGAAAAAUAAUACUCGGACCGGAAGUCAAAAUCAAAAUCUGGCUGGAAAUGGUACCGAAAACCUUUCUGAAAAUUCUACCGACACCAGCAGCUCUUCAAGUUUCGGCCAAUUCAUCGAACAAGGCACUGAAAAAAUUAUAGAUGUUUAUUUCUCAGGUUUUUGGGCAGGUUUGAACAAAUUUCGCAACGAAACACUUUCAACCUUUUCGAGUUUACCAUUUGUUGGUGGAAUUGUUGGCAAAACUGUGGAGAUUUUGAAGCCGAUUCGAGAUUUUGAGAGUGGCGUCGUUGAUGAGGCUGCGAGGUUUUUUAAAUCUGCUGUUAAUUUUAUUUUUUAG